Molecule: messenger RNA, 1289 nt
Organism: Branchiostoma belcheri (Belcher's lancelet)
Lineage: Eukaryota; Metazoa; Chordata; Leptocardii; Amphioxiformes; Branchiostomatidae
Product: zinc finger protein 629-like
Exons: 3
Coding region: 114-1232 (372 amino acids)
Biological process (GO): regulation of transcription by RNA polymerase II
Cellular component (GO): nucleus
Molecular function (GO): DNA-binding transcription factor activity, RNA polymerase II-specific; RNA polymerase II transcription regulatory region sequence-specific DNA binding
Source: RefSeq, a predicted model, not a curated record
GCGACCAGACACAUGGGCCAUCACUCCUAUCUGGUCAGGCGCAUCACUAGGGCAUAUGUUUCUUGUUCUGCUCUUGUGACCUCAGCUCAGAACACCACCGUCGCCUGGCCAGGAUGGAAGUGUCCGCCCUCGCUCCGCAUCUUCCGUACUCCGUCUUCCGUCCUCAUCCUCUCAGCAGACAGGCCGUCCUCAGCGGUCCCUACGGCCUGCCCUGGCCCUGCCCGGCACCGACGUGUUUCCACCCGGGACUGUCCCCUCUGGUCAAGCCCAGUGAACUUCCCGUCUUCUACCCCAGGAUUAACUUCGGGCUCCCCGCCUCCAGUGGGAAACCGUCUCCACCGACAGCCGACACUCAUCCUGUCCAGCCCAGAGUCGCGUCCUUCGGACCCAUCCCCGGGCUCCUGCCGACGGCCAGGGACCGACGCGUCCAGAACAGUCCCUCGGGCUCCGACAGGACGUCCCCCCGGGUACCGUCCACGUCACCUUCGCUGGAGAAGACCGUGAGUGACCGUGCCGAGUUCCGCCUGACCAAAGACAAGUCCGUGUCUAGAGAAGUGGACAUCAGCGGCGGCAAGAGGAAGAGACCGGAGAAGAAGUUCCCCUGUCCGUUCUGUACGGUGUGUUGCGCCAACAACGGACAGCUGAAAGGGCACUUACGGGUCCAUACUGGAGAGCGGCCGUACCCGUGUGACCACCCCGGCUGCGGACGCGCCUUCGCCCGGAACGAGGAGCUGACCAGACACCGCCGGAUCCACACCGGGGUCCGCCCCUACCCCUGCACGGAGUGCGGCAAGGCCUUCAGCCGGAAGGACCACCUGACCAAGCACGCCAAGACGCACCUGAAGGGCGCCGAGAGGAGGGCGCUACUGCGGAGGGACCCGGUGACCAGUGGGUCGGACGCACUCACACGACACACCUGGACGACCCACGGUGUACAGAGGAAGUCACGUGAGCGGCCGUACCCGUGUGACCACCCCGGCUGCGGACGCGCCUUCGCCCGGAACGAGGAGCUGACCAGACACCGCCGGAUCCACACCGGGGUCCGCCCCUACCCCUGCACGGAGUGCGGCAAGGCCUUCAGCCGGAAGGAUCACCUGACCAAGCACGCCAAGACGCACCUGAAGGGCGCCGAGAGGAGGGCGCUACUGCGGAGGGAUCAGGUGACCAGUGGGUCCAACGCACUCACACGACACACCUGGACGACCCACGGUGUACAGAGGAAGUCACACUGACACUGAUGUGGUCAUAGACUUUGUAAAUUUAUUCCAAAUGAGAAUUGUCAGUGACUG